Messenger RNA from Clunio marinus, 1127 nucleotides. The record is from the annotation of a GenBank genome assembly. NCBI's taxonomy places the organism in Eukaryota, Metazoa, Arthropoda, Insecta, Diptera, Chironomidae.
GUGUGUGUGAGAAAAAUUAAGAAAAAGAUCAAACGUCGACAAUUCUUGCUUAUAAAAGUAUUUCAGUUUUAAUUUUCAUUAAGAAGUUGACAAGUGCAAAACUGAGAUACAAAAUCUGAUUCAUUAUUUAUCGUGAUUGUGUUUACUUUUAAAUAAAUAAUUGUUCAAUAAUGAGAAUGCAAAGGUACAAAAAAUCUGAGUUGUUUAUGAUUUUUCUCAUGAUUAGUACAUCUGUAUAUAUUUUAUGGACUGAAACAUCAUUUAAACAAUCAAUUGUUGAAAACUUCAAAAAGUUAAGAUAUAUCGGAAACUAUUCUCCACCUGUUUACGUAAUAACUCAAACCCAUCGCACUCCAACACAACUACCUGACUUAACUAGACUUGGAAACACUUUGAAGCAUGUUAGUAAUUUAUUUUGGAUUAUUGUGGAAGAAACUAAUAAGCCCACUGAAGCAGUUACUGAACUUUUGGAAAGAAUGAAAUUUCCUUAUGUGUAUUUAACUUGUAAGUUUUCUUUCCUUAUUUAUUUUAAAAUUCAAGUGUUUUAUAGUAACGAUAAUGUCAACAAUAUGAAUCAACUUCAAGUCCCUGCUGGUAACUAUCAAGAUGAGAACAUUCGCAAAAUUUCUAAUCGUAACCGAGCUUUAGAAUGGCUGCGAUCUAAUGCAGUGGAUGGAGUUUUCUUUUUCGCAGAUGAAAAUCGCACUUUUGAUCCUCGAUUAUUUGAAGACAUUCGUUCCACAAAAAAGAUUUCAAUGUUUCCAGUGGGAUUAACAAGUAAUGGAUUGUCUUCACCAGUUGUUCGCGAUAAUAAAUUAAUUGGCUUUUAUAGUGGAUGGAGACCUGAAAGAAAGUAUCCCGUUGACACGUCAUCAUUUGCAAUCAAUGUUAACUUUUUCCUAUCGCGACCAGACGCAAGCAUUCCAAGGAACGCACAUGAGCAAGAAGAUGGAUUUUUGAAAAAAUUGGAACCAUUUGGAAUGGAUGAGAUAGAAUUGCUUGCUUCAAGUUGCACAAAAAUUCUUGUUUGGAAAACAGAAACCGUCCAGUGCGAUAAACCGAAAGCUAUUGAUCUUGAAAAGUAUAAGAACACAAACCUGGAAAAAUUAGCAAAUGUGGCUACCUAG